UGCUGCUGCUGCUGCUGCUGUUGCUGCCGCCUGCGCCUGCUGCCCCAACUCGGCGCGCGCCUCCUUCAUGGUGUGCGGAGGUCAUGUUCGCUCCUUAGCCGGCCCGCGACUCUCCUCCUCGCCUCCUCGCCCCGCAUGUUCAGGACCAAACGAUCUGCGCUCGUCCGGCGUCUCUGGAGGAGCCGUGCGCCCGGCGGCGAGGACGAGGAGGAGGGCGCGGGGCUUGGCGAGCUGCGGGGAGAAGGCGCGGCGACGGACGGCCGGGCGCAUGGGGCCGGCGGCGGCGCGGGCAGGGCCGGCUGCUGCCUGGGGAAGGCGGGCCGGGGCGCCAAAGGUCACCAGCAUCCCCACCCCCCAGCCGCGGGCGCCGGCGCGGCCGGGGGCGCCGAGGCGGAUCUGAAGGCGCUCACGCACUCGGUGCUCAAGAAACUCAAGGAGCGGCAGCUGGAGCUGCUGCUCCAGGCCGUGGAGUCCCGCGGCGGGACGCGCACCGCGUGCCUCUUGCUGCCCGGCCGCCUGGACUGCAGGCUGGGCCCGGGGGCGCCCGCCGGCGCGCAGCCCGCGCCCCCGCCGCCGCCGCCCGCGUCCUUCUCGCUCCCGCUCCUGCUCUGCAAAGUGUUCAGGUGGCCGGAUCUCAGGCAUUCCUCGGAAGUCAAGCGGCUGUGUUGCUGUGAAUCUUACGGGAAGAUCAACCCCGAGCUGGUGUGCUGCAAUCCCCAUCACCUGAGCCGGCUCUGCGAACUAGAGUCGCCCCCUCCUCCUUACUCCAGAUACCCGAUGGAUUUUCUCAAACCAACUGCAGACUGUCCAGAUGCUGUACCCUCCUCCGCUGAAACAGGGGGAACAAAUUACCUGGCCCCUGGGGGGCUUUCAGAUUCCCAACUUCUUCUGGAGCCUGGGGAUCGGUCACACUGGUGCGUGGUGGCAUACUGGGAGGAGAAGACUAGAGUGGGCCGACUCUACUGUGUCCAGGAGCCCUCCCUGGACAUUUUCUAUGAUCUACCUCAGGGGAACGGCUUUUGCCUUGGACAGCUCAAUUCGGACAACAGGAGUCAGCUGGUUCAGAAAGUACGCAGCAAGAUCGGCUGUGGCAUCCAGCUCACACGGGAAGUGGACGGUGUGUGGGUGUACAACCGCAGUAGUUACCCCAUCUUUAUCAAGUCAGCCACACUGGACAACCCGGACUCCAGGACGCUGUUGGUACACAAAGUGUUCCCCGGCUUUUCCAUCAAGGCGUUCGACUACGAGAAAGCCUACAGCCUGCAGCGGCCCAAUGACCACGAGUUUAUGCAGCAGCCUUGGACUGGCUUCACCGUGCAGAUCAGCUUCGUGAAGGGCUGGGGCCAGUGCUACACCCGCCAGUUCAUCAGUAGCUGCCCGUGCUGGCUGGAGGUCAUCUUCAACAGCCGGUAGCUGCGUGGGGAGAGGGGCAGGGCAGCGAUGAGCCGCCCUGCCUCGACUACUUUGCUGCUAAUGUUUUCCUCCGAGUGCUUGCUCCGUCCUGCAGACUCUGGUCCGCUGUCUCCACUUUCUUGCCCUUUGCUCGUCCCCCUUGGUUAUGUGGUUUGUGUUCACCUAGAAAUAGCUUAUGGAAACAACGAUUGUUUGAGGGUUCAACCCUGUACGAAAGGGAGAAGCGAAAAAUCUGUACCCCGAGCCCAGCACCUGAACGAGGAGCCAAGCCCUGAUGGGGAUGGGAGGAGAUGGUCGUUUGCUCUGUGGGGGUAGAUGUGAGAGCGAGUAUGUGUGUGCAGAGAAGGGGUCCCACAUGUGUGCGUGUUCUUCUGUGGCUGCUUCUCCACUGGGCUCCCCGGAGGUUAUUUGUGUGGCUGCCUUUGGGGCCUGCUCAGAAGGAUGGGGCAGCACCCCUGCAGGCUAGCUGGUGGCUGUGGGUAAAAGCAGCCGCCUGGGGAAUCCCUCGCCCCGCCUCUCCCCACUAGGACACCAGCCUUGUCUGUCGACUAAGCUGACAGGCUGGAGGUUGACCAGACCCAGUGUUUUUCUCUCUGCUUGUCUUGCUCCCCUUCGGCCACCCUGCUGCUGUGUCCUGUUUUUUUGUUGUUAUUGUUGUUGUUUUCUUUCUCUCGUUCUCUCUCUUUCUGCCUCUGGAACUCUGAGAUGGACUCCUGAGGGCAACCCCCACAGUAUUGCUUCCCUGAGUUACCCUCAGCCUCUUCCCUGCCCCAGCCACAUCAGGUUUUUCCUGGACUCAGAAAACCAGCUCAGCACUUUUUUCGUCCCCUUCCCGGCCUGUGUGUUGAGCUCUGCUGUUAGACCAGCGAGGAGGGCAGCUCUGGGAGGGAGACACCCUCUCUCCUUCUUUCCUACCAAGAAGGAUUUGGUCCAUCCUAACUCUAGGUACCAUCCUGGGCUGACCCCUAACUUCUUUCAUUUCUUCUACAACUCAUACACUCGUAUGAUACUUUGACACUGCUCUUAGCUCAAUGAGCAUGUUUAGACUUUGACAUAAGCUAUUUUUCUAACUACAAAGGUUUAAAUGAACAAGAGAAGCAUUCUCAUGGGAAAUUUAGCAUUGUAGUGCUUUGAGAGAGAAAGGACUCCUAAAAAAAACAAACCUGAGAUUUAUUAAAGAAAAAUGUAUUUUAUGUUAUAUAUAAAUAUAUUAUUACUUGUAAAUAUAAAGACGUUUUAUAAACAUCAUUAUUUAUGUAUUGUGCAAUGUGUAAAACAAGAAAAAUAAAGAAAAGAUGCACUUUGCUUUAAUAUAAAUGCAAAUAACAAAUGCCAAAUUAAAAAAAGAUAAACACAAGAUUGGUGUUUUUUUCUAUGGGUGUUAUCACCUGGCUGAAUGUUUUUCUAAAGGAGUUUAUGUUCCAUUAAACAAUUUUUAAAAUGUAUACUUGA
Molecule: messenger RNA, 2865 nt
Organism: Suncus etruscus (white-toothed pygmy shrew)
Lineage: Eukaryota; Metazoa; Chordata; Mammalia; Eulipotyphla; Soricidae
Gene: SMAD7
Product: SMAD family member 7
Exons: 4
Coding region: 136-1413 (425 amino acids)
Biological process (GO): anatomical structure morphogenesis; regulation of transcription by RNA polymerase II; transforming growth factor beta receptor signaling pathway
Cellular component (GO): heteromeric SMAD protein complex
Molecular function (GO): I-SMAD binding; transcription regulator inhibitor activity
Source: RefSeq, a predicted model, not a curated record